Messenger RNA from Crotalus tigris (Tiger rattlesnake), 10053 nucleotides. RefSeq names its product ATP binding cassette subfamily C member 8 (gene ABCC8). The transcript has 40 exons. Bases 2660 to 7423 code for a protein of 1587 amino acids. The record is from RefSeq and is a predicted model, not a curated record. Gene Ontology annotation, cellular component: membrane. Gene Ontology annotation, biological process: potassium ion transport; transmembrane transport. NCBI's taxonomy places the organism in Eukaryota, Metazoa, Chordata, Lepidosauria, Squamata, Viperidae. Gene Ontology annotation, molecular function: ABC-type transporter activity; ATP binding; ATP hydrolysis activity.
UCAGCAUGAUGCCUCUGUUUUUGCUAAUCAGAUAUCUCCCACUCCAAAAAAGAGUGUCCUGUCUCCAGUUCAACUUGAUUUAUUCCGUGGCUUCAAAAGAGAACCAAAUCUGAUCAGCAAUCUGAUCCUUGGCAUCAUUUAAUAAGUUCACUCUAAGAUAGCAAUCGACAAAAGUUUUUGUAUUUGUUGUGCUUCAAACUAACAAGGUUUGUAAACAUCGACAUGGUGACAUCGUGGAAGUAGUUGAAACCAAACAUCUUGGAUUUUAUUUAGCAGACUUUCAGAGAUGAUGGCUAUGUUUGUUAUGGAGAGGGUGGGAAGAUGCUUUCUUAUGUUUUUUUUUCUUUUCAAUUUUUUCUUCCUUUUUAUCUGGCACCUUUUUUUUUUUUCUAGUUUGUAUUACCUUUCAGUACUGUAAUUAAAACUUUUAAUAAAAUUAUCUUUUUAAACAGUUAGUUGGAGCAAGAUUGCCAUUAAAGUCGACUAUACCAAGUCUACCCAUAGAAUAUUUUUGCUAUAUUGGAAGUGAUAUAGCUUUAUAAUUUGACUUUUCCUUCUGUGAAUAACAGGCUCUCUGGAAGAAGGAGAAAUGAUUAUGCUGCAACAAUAUCUGGUCUCCAAGCUCAGAAGCAGAUUGUUAGAGCAAAAGGAUGGAGAGGUGUGAUAUAAUGUCAUAGUAUAAAAUCUUUUCCAUUUCUUUCGUAUCUUCACUAGCAUAAGCUAUUUUAUGAAUAUUGUUCUGCUUAAGGGAACUUAAGAAUCUCAUGUUUUACUCAGCAGAAAUCUCACUUCCUUCAAAAAAAACAAUUAUGAUUUAGAUAUUUGUAUUGGGUGAGAAUUAAGAUACUGACUGGCAUUAAUCAAAGAAAUCAAAGAAAUUAGAAAGUACAGUAUGAAGAUAUUUGUAAGGAGCUGACCUUUGUGCUGAAUUUUUUUACCAGAUAUGCAAUCAGAUGAAUUUGCUAAGAUCCAAAACAUUUAAUCCAAACCUGUAAGGAAGUGGACCUUAUUUUUUUAAUUUUAUUUUAAUAGAGUAGUAUCAUAUUCUCAUUCAUUCUGAUUUGAAGAGGGCACUUAAAAGACUAAGAAAGUUGUAGAGCCUGUGCAAUCUCAGUAUCUUCAUGUAACUGAAGUAGUGUUUCUCAGUAUCUUCAUGUAACUGAAGUAGUGUGUCUCAACCUCAGCAACUUUAAGAUGUGUGCACAUCGACCCCCAGAAUUCUCCAAAGAGAAUCCAAACUACCUGGGGAAUUCUGAAAAAAAGUCUAUACAUCUUGUUGAAGAUGAGAAACACAGUUUCUCACAGUUUUGAAGAUGAGAAACACUGAACUAAAGGAACAAGACUUCGGGUAUACAGCAGCUUGUUUAAUUUCAUCUUGCAAGCUAAGUAUUUAUACAUUAGUUGUCCCUAAAAAAAACCUUGCUGGGGAAACAUUUUAUGACAACAGAGGUAGGAAUAUGCAGUGUCAGCUGUCAAGUUAAGCAUUGCUAAUCUUGGGAGACCAGGAACACCAAGGAGCUGCCAUAACUACUGAGAAUCUUAUCCAUGCUUCUCUGGCUUCUGAGUUUUCAGCAUUAGCCAUACGCUAUCAAUAUCUCCUCAGUUGUUAGGAAAAAAAUCAUUUGCAAAACAAAAACACAAGAUGAAAUUUUGAGAAAGGAACAUUAUGUUACUUCUGUCACAUUCUGCAUUUUUUUCUGGUUUUUGAAAGACUACCAUGUACCUAUAGUCUGUAUAUGUUCUCUGUAGCAUUAUCUAUAUUGUUAGAAUAGAGUAAUUCGUUUUUAUUAGUACUUUUAAGUGUAAGAUAAAUAUCACUAUCCUCGUUCUCAAGAAAAAAUUAUCUUAAAAAACCCCGAUUACGUAAUAAAUAUGAUGGCACUGGAAUUUAUUGUGCUGUCAAUAGUCGUGCCUCAGCUGAGGUGGUGAAAGUGCACGUGAGCGAGUGAAUGAGUGAGCCGGUGAGUGGGUCUAGCUGGGCUUCAGUGACACCGGGCCAAAUUCCGCCGAAAUAAUAACAGUUAACAGUUCACUACACUUGGCGCUGUCAUUCCUAUUUUACUAUGCACGCCGCUUCUCCUCUCUGCAAAGCGCGAUGUUUUCCCCAGGCAAUCGAGGCCAAGGGUCAAGUGUUAAUGCCUGUCUACAUUAAAACUAUUUACAAAAAGAGGACGCGGGCUUUCCCAUGCACGGGUGCUUGACCCUAAGAAGAGGAGGGGAGGUCGCUCUUGGGCCAACGUGAGGAAGCGGCUCCUUUAAGUACCGGGCUGCGCCUCCUCUUUCCUUCAGCUGCUCCCGGAGCUGCGGCGAGGCGAGGCGAAGCGAAAGCGCCCGGUCCAUUGUUGGAGAAAGCGCAGGCGCGCGCCGCUUUUGCCAUCUGGAGCCGUCGCCUGUCCGAUCAGCGCAUCUCUCCUUUCUGCAGCUCACCUGCUGGGCCCCCGAAAGGCAGGUCCGCGCGCGUCCCGGUAGCAAGUCGCCCAGCGCGCGCACACACACACGUGCUCGCUCUUUCUCCCGAGGAAACGCAUCUGGCCGCUUUCCGAUGGCUUCCUCCACGCGCGAGUGGGCCGGGCUGGCCGCCGCGUCCCUCAAGUAAAGGUGCGAGAAGAGCGCCGCCACCGCCGCCGCCGUCGCUUCCUCCUCCUCCUCCUCUUCCACCAUGCCGUUGGCUUUCUGUGGCAGCGGGCACAACUCGUCUGCUUACAAGGUGACCGACGGGGUGCUCAACAACGGCUGUUUCGUGGACGCCCUGAACGUGGUCCCCCAUGUUUUCCUGCUUUUCAUCACGUUCCCCAUUCUCUUCAUAGGAUGGGGAAGUCAAAGUUCCAAAGUUCAUAUCCAUCAUAGCACUUGGCUUCAUUUUCCUGGUCAUAAUUUACGGUGGAUUUUGACUUUUAUCCUUUUGUUUGUGCUGGUCUGUGAAAUAGCUGAAGGGAUUGUGUCAGAUGGGAUUUCAAAAUCUGGUCAUUUACACCUAUACAUGCCACCAGGGAUGGCAUUUUUGGCAGCCAUCACAUCCAUUGUUUAUUAUCACAACAUUGAAACAUCCAAUUUUCCAAAAUUAUUAAUAGCCUUGCUGUUCUAUUGGACUUUGGCUUUUAUAACCAAAACUAUCAAGUUUGUCAAGUUUUGUGAUAAUAAUAUUGGACCACGCCAGCUUCGAUUCUGCCUAACAGCACUCUUGGUUGUACUUUAUGGAAUGCUGCUAAUUGUAGAAAUUAACGUAAUCCGAGUGAGGAGAUAUAUUUUCUUCAAAAAAACCAAAGAGGUAAAACCUCCUGAGGAUCUUCAGGACCUUGGAGUCAGAUUCCUGCAACCUUUUGUGAAUCUCCUAUCCAAAGGAACAUAUUGGUGGAUGAAUACUUUUAUUAAAACUGCCCACAAAAAGCCCAUAGAUUUGAAAGCUAUAGGCAAACUGCCUAUUGCAAUGAGAGCUUUGACCAACUACAUGCGCCUUAAUGAGGCUUUUCAAGCACAAAAGAACAAAGACACUCCAUACCCACAAGGAUCCAGAAGUAUUUGGGGUGCCCUCUGCUAUGGCUUUGGAAGACCUUUAGCUCUAAGCAGCACUUUCCGUAUCCUGGCAGAUUUGCUUGGAUUUGCUGGUCCACUUUGCAUCUCUGGGAUUGUUCAUGUAAGGAAAGAAAACAGCACUUUGCCUGUCCAGAUUAAAAUAAUGGGUGUUUACUUCAUCUCUUCUCAAGAAUUCUUGGCUAAUGUUUAUGUUUUAUCGGUCCUCCUUUUUUUUGCACUUCUAUUGCAAAGAACCUUUCUCCAGGCAUCAUACUAUGUGGCCAUUGAAACAGGAAUUAACCUGAGAGGAGCAAUACAGACAAAAAUCUAUAGUAAGAUCAUGAGACUAUCAACCUCCAACAUGUCCAUGGGGGAAAUGACCUCAGCUCAGAUCUGUAAUCUGGUUGCAAUAGACACAAACCAGCUAAUGUGGUUCUUCUUCCUAUGUCCUAAUCUCUGGGCUAUGCCUGUACAGAUUAUUGUUGGAAUUGUUCUGCUCUAUUACCUGCUUGGAAUCAGUGCCUUAAUAGGAGCAGCUGUAAUCAUAGUGCUGGCCCCUGUUCAAUACUUUGUAGCCACGAAACUUUCACAAGCUCAAAGAAGUACACUGGAAUAUUCCAAUGAGAGACUGAAGAAAACAAAUGAAAUGCUUCGAGGCAUAAAACUACUCAAACUCUAUGCCUGGGAACACAUUUUUCACAGUAGCGUGGAAGAAACUCGGCAAAAGGAAAUGACAAGUCUUAAGGCUUUCGCUCUUUAUACCUCUAUAUCAAUUUUCAUGAAUGCAGCAAUACCAAUUGCAGCUGUUCUUAUAACGUUUGUUGUCCAUGCCCAUCUCUUUGCCAAUGCUGACUUUUCUCCUUCGGUGGCCUUUGCAUCGCUCUCUCUCUUCCACAUCCUUGUGACACCCCUGUUCCUACUCUCCAGUGUGGUUAGAUCCACUGUUAAAGCUCUUGUAAGUGUCCAAAAGUUAAGUGAAUUUCUCUCGAGUGAAGAAAUUGCAGAAGAGUAUGAUAAAUGUCCUGAGCCAAAAAACCCAGACAACCACAGCAAAUAUCAGGUUCUUACCCUCAAAGUUGUUAACCGUAAGAGGCCUGCCAGAGAGGACUGGAACAAUUACAGCUCUCGUAUAAGAAGAUCUAUUAGCAGCACAGAAGCAGAUGAUUUUUGUGUAAAGGUCACGAAUGGAUUUUUCACAUGGACGCCAGAAGGAGUUCCAACUUUAUCCAGCAUUGAUAUUCGAAUUCCUCAAGGUCAGCUAACAAUGAUUGUGGGACAGGUAGGCUGUGGUAAAUCAUCUCUCUUAUUAGGAAUACUUGGAGAGAUGCAGAAGACAUCUGGGAAUGUGAUCUGGAAUAGCAACAUUCCUGACAAUGAGACAGGAGAAGAUGUCAGCUCCGACAUGGAAACAAUGGUUGAAAUGGAGCCCAGAAAAAGAGGGCCAGUGGCAUAUGCUUCUCAGAAGCCAUGGUUGUUAAAUGCUACUGUGGAAGAAAAUAUCACUUUUGAAAGCCCCUUCAAUAAACAAAGGUAUAAAGCAGUAAUUGAUGCUUGCUGUCUUCAACCUGAUAUUGACAUACUACCUCAUGGAGACCAAACACAGAUUGGAGAGAGGGGUAUUAAUUUAUCUGGAGGUCAGCGCCAAAGAAUCAGUGUAGCAAGAGCUCUUUACCAACAGACAAAUGUGGUAUUUCUGGAUGAUCCAUUUUCAGCACUAGAUAUCCACUUGAGUGAUCAUCUCAUGCAAGAAGGAAUUCUGAAUUUGCUAAGAGCAGACAAGAAAACCAUUGUUUUAGUUACCCACAAACUACAGUAUCUGCCCCAUGCUGACUGGAUUAUUGCAAUGAAGGAUGGUACCAUUCAGCGAGAAGGCACACUGAAGGAUAUCCAGAAAGCUGAAUCUGAGCUCUUUGAACAUUGGAAAACACUAAUGAAUCGACAGGACCAAGAACUAGAAAAGGAGACUCUAAUUGAAAGAAAAACUGUAUUAGACAAGAAGAAUAUUAAAAAGACAAUGCAUUCUCAAGAAAUCCUUCUAGAUGAAGAAGAGGAUGAUGACGAGAUGCCUGAGAGUGAUGAUGAUGACAACUUAUCUUCUGUCCUUCAUCGAAAAACAGAGAUGUCAUGGAAAGCAUGUGGAAAGUAUCUCAGCUCAGCAGGAUUUCUCUUCUUGCCUCUGUUGAUCUUUUCUCAAUUUCUAAAACAUUCGGUCAUGGUGUCCAUUGACUAUUGGCUAGCCUUGUGGACAUCUGAUGCUAUUUCUUCUGAGAUGGGGAAAAACUGCUCUUUUUGUCAGGAAUCCAAGUUUAGCCAUUUUUCCUAUUCAAAGAUAUUCAGCAUUCUCUGUUGUAUUGGGAUUAUAUUAUGCCUUGUAACAUCAAUAGCAGUAGAAUGGACAGGCUUAAAAGUUGCCAAAAAAGUUCACUGCAGUCUUCUGAAUAAAAUUAUUCUGGCCCCAAUGAGAUUUUUUGAAACCACACCCCUGGGAAGUAUUUUGAACAGAUUUUCAGCAGAUUGUAACACUAUUGAUCAGCAUAUCCCUGCUACUCUGGAGUGCCUGAGUCGUUCUACCUUGUUAUGUUUAUCAGCUCUUGCAGUGAUUUCAUAUGUAACACCUGUGUUUCUGAUAGCUCUCGUACCUCUUGCCGUCAUAUGCUAUUUCACCCAGAAAUAUUUUAGAGUAGCAUCAAGGGAUCUACAGCAGUUGGAUGAUAGUACACAGCUUCCGUUACUUUCUCACUUUUCAGAGACAGUGGAAGGGCUAACAACUAUACGAGCAUUCAGCCAAAUCUUGAAUUAUAAAUUGGAGAUACAGUAUGAAUCCCGAUUUAAACAGAAGCUUCUUGAAUAUACGGAUUCUAACAACAUCGCUUCCCUUUUCCUUACAGCUGCCAAUCGUUGGCUGGAAGUUCGCAUGGAAUAUAUUGGAGCAUGUGUGGUGCUUAUUGCAGCAGUUACAUCCAUUACCAGUUCUCUAAAGAAUAAUCUCUCUUCUGGUCUUGUAGGUUUAGGAUUAACCUAUGCUCUGAUGGUGUCUAACUACCUAAACUGGAUGGUUCGCAACCUGGCUGAUAUGGAGCUUCAACUGGGAGCUGUGAAAAGACUCAAUGGCCUUAUAAAAACAGAGGCUGAAAAUUAUGAAGGGCUGCUUUCUCCAGCGCAGAUUCCUCAGAACUGGCCUGAUCAGGGGGAGAUUCAAAUACAGAAUCUAAGUGUCCGCUAUGAUAGCACUCUGAAGCCUGUGCUAAAACAUGUCAGUGCCCAUAUCUCUCCAGGACAAAAGAUUGGAAUAUGUGGCAGAACAGGCAGUGGGAAGUCAUCCUUUUCUCUAGCCUUUUUUAGAAUGGUUGAUGCCUUUGAAGGAAGGAUCAUUAUAGAUGGCAUAGACAUUGCCAAGCUUCCUUUACAAACUCUGAGAUCCAGAUUGUCAAUUAUUCUCCAAGACCCCAUUUUGUUCAGUGGCACAAUCAGAUUUAACUUGGAUCCAGAAAAGAAAUGCACUGACAGCACCUUAUGGGAAGCAUUGGAAAUAGCACAACUGAAGCAUGUGGUGAAAGCUUUACCUGGGGGGCUAGAUGCAAUAGUCACAGAAGGUGGAGAAAAUUUCAGCCAAGGGCAAAGACAGCUGUUCUGUUUAGCCAGAGCGUUUGUACGGAAAACAAGUAUCUUAAUCAUGGAUGAAGCCACAGCGUCUAUUGACAUGGCAACUGAAAACAUUCUUCAGAAGGUUGUAAUGACUGCCUUUGCUGAUCGUACAGUAGUGAUAAUUGCACACCGGGUGCACACUAUUCUGAACGCUGAUAUGAUUAUUGUCAUGAAGAGAGGAGUUAUUUUAGAAUACGACAAACCAGAAAUUCUGCUGGAAAAAGAAGACAGUGUGUUUGCUUCUUUUGUUCAAGCAGACAAGUAGCUAUGGUAUAAACUAUUAAACCACUCAGAAGAACUGUUUUAUUAUCAAUUUUCUAAUUAUGUAAAAUAUCUGUAAAUAAAAAAUAUUUAAUAAUAAAAAGCUUAGUCCAUAAGUUCUUAAGAAAUAAAGAACAAUUCAUUUACCUCUUAAGUGUGAGUAUCUUACUUUUCCAGUAGGAGCUAUUGAGAUUUUUUUUUCCUUUUUCACAGGUUUAUCUCCAAGUUUCAUAAUGAAUCAACUUGAAAUUUUAAAAAGAAAAGCAAGUUUGCAUGAUGAGGUAUUUAAAUUAGGGCUCUGCCAGUUGUCAAAAAUUGACACCUUAGAUAAGAACCUUACAUUAGUCAUGCCUAUCUAUCAAAGGCAAAGGCUACACCAGCAAAAGAAUUAUGUGACUGCACCUGUAAUUAAGUACAUUAUGUACAUUGAAUAUCACAUGGAUAAGGAAUAUAUCUUGGCAGGAUGAUAGAUAAUUGUAAAACCAUUUACCAAAUUAUGGAUACUUCUGUGGCAACUUCAAACCCAUAGCAAUUUUACUGGUCAAAACAAGUUAAAUGAAAAUAUAAUGCAAAGCCCAUUACACAGAAGCAGGCACGAUAUACCGAAAUCUGAACAAUUAGCUCUUAUUAACAAUACAGCUCAUACAAUAAAACAAUACAGGUUAUAACUGCCAAAUAUGCACUCUAUAGCUUACUAAAGUUUUACACAAUUGACUAGUGGUAAAUCUGUGGCAGAUUAAAGAUCAUUCUUCAUACAAUUUAUGGUUUUAAAAUCUCUUAUUUCAAUAUCUUUCUUACAAAUUGAACCCUUCCUAAAUAUGUAGAAAUGUGUCAUUAGUAUAAGCAGAAGAUUCACCCAUUUCUUUAAAAGUAAUUUUUAUUAAAGGUUUUAUGCAUUGUAAAAAUAAACAUAAAAGAAAAAGAGCAAAUAAAGAAAAUAGAGCCAAUGAACAGAUUAAAAAGAGAGAAAAGGGAAAAAAAGAAAAUAUAAUUUCCAAUCUUCUUUACAGCAGUUCAAAUAAAUUUACCUAUUCUUCUCCUUUAAGGUUAUAUUAUGGUUCCCUUCAAGGCUCACUCAUUUUUCAGUAGAUCCAUGAGCCAUUCAUCCUGGAUGAGGCUUUCUAACCACAUAUUUCUAGGCUAUUCCUUAAAUACACUUUUCUCAACCAGCACAGUACACUAUGUCUUAAAUGUCACACAAAGAUUUUCAUUCUAUUUGCACCCUAUAUUAACCUUGAUUAAGGAGCAUGAAUGUGUUGGAGGAGAUUCUGCAACGUCUUGAAUUUUUCCAGGACAGAACCCACUGGCUACUUAGCACAGAGAAAUAUAAAAGUACAAUUUCUGUCAAGCCGUAGAAAGGCCAGGACGAAAAUGUGCUGAUUUUAAAAGCCAAGAGCUCUAAGACAGGGAUAGCAGUAUUAACUGUCAGAAGAUAAUCAAGGGGUUAAGAAUAAACAUCCUGUAUUAUCCCAGAAUCACUGUUUCCAGGAUUCUUGAGUCUGGUGUAUAUUUUUAUUUACUACAGAAAUAUAGCAUCAAAUGUAGUAUUUUAACCAGAAUCUUAUACUUUCCAUAUCCUCCAAAUGCACAGCAACCACUGUAUGAGAUUUAUGGAAACCAGAAUUCCAAUACCUAUAACCUUAGUUAGCUAUGUUGGUCUUGAACAGAGUGGAUUCAAUUCUAGUACCACUGUCAGACAGUGAAGCUCACUGGAUGACUUUAAGUGAGUUACCAUCUCUUAUCCCAACCCACCUUAGAGGGUGAUGGUUGCUGAGAAAAAGGAUAGGAGGGAAUAGGAUGGACACCAUCUUGAGUUCCUGAAGGAAAGACAGACUCUAACUCUAAAUAGGUAAUCUUCAUGGUAGUGUAAUAUUUAGGUUAUGCAUGAUUGAGACCAGUUUGGUACAGCGGCUAAGGUGCUGGACUGGAACUUGGGAGACUAGCAGUUUCUAGUCCUCUCUUAGAAAUAAAAGCCAGCUGGGUGGCUUUGGGCCAGUCACUUAUCCCAACCCACUUAACAGAGUUAUUGUUGUGAGCAAAACAGGAAAGAGGAGCAUUACAUAAGUGUGCUGCCUUGAAUUGCCCAAAAUAGUGUGUGAGGGGGAAUCUAAUAAUUAAACAACUGGAGACAAUGUAGCACUAUGUAGGCUCCUUUACUUAGCUUGGUUUAUGUAAAUAAACAGUCUGAAGACAACGGUGUCCAUUGCACUGCUGUUUUUUCAGAUCCUUUUCUAAAAUUUCUCAUACCAAGUUUACUUUUUCCACAGAUCCUGCAAACUGAGCUAUCCAAGUUUAUUAAGAAAGGGAAACAAAAUAACAGAGGAACCUUGGAAUGUCAGGGUUAUUUGGACCACAAUAGGUAAAACAUAACUUUAUAGGGCAGCCGUUGUAUACUAAAAUAUGCUGGAAUUAGCAGUUAGUGUGAAAUGCAACUUUACAAGGAGUAUAAUACAGAUAUGUCCAAUCUGCAGCCCACGGGCCACAUGUUAUUUAUAUACAUCAACUAUAUUGUGUACAAGCAGUGAAUCUGGCUUCCCCAUUCACUUUGCUUGUCAGAAAGUCGCAAAAGAUGAUCACAUGACCCCAGGACACUGCAACAGUCAUAACUAAGAACCAGUUGCCAAGCAUCUGAAU